CGUGUUCCCCAGACUUAUCUUCUCCGCGCGCUCACUACGGCCGUUGAACGACCAUACCCGUACCCAACUUCGUUGUUUCUUUUUGAUACCCCACAUUCGCCGCUCCUUGGGCGACUCUGCAAACACACGGCACCAUGACGACCGGAUUCGCGGCGUCCUUCUGGUCGAGCGACUAUGCCGGAGGCCUGGGCGUUCUUUUUGGGAAGCUGCAGCAGGGAGUCCAGGAAAACCAGCAGAUUCUGACUGUGGCCCGCAUGCGAGCUGAUGCCGAGGAGGCCUAUGGAAGCAGUCUGUCCGCAAUUACACCAGCCACCGAUCGCAUAGGCGGGGGCUUCAGCAGAGAUGAGGGCGCAAGCGUGCGCAAGGCCUACGAAGGUGUGCGCACUGAGAUGGAGGCAGCGGCCGCAAACCACAAGAAGAUCGCAUCCAACAUUCGAGAGCUAGUAGUCAACCCCUUCGGCCGCUGGUGCGAGGCGCAUGCCGCCCGCGUGCAAAACUCCCAGGAUGAUCUUCAAUCGCGCAUCAAGAUCCACGACCGACAAGCCGAUGCUGUCCGCAAGUACCGAUCGCAAUAUUACAACAAGUGCCGGCUCGUCGAGGACUUGGAAGAGGAGGACAAGCUGGCAUUCCAGGACCCCCAGAGCGAGGCCGCACAGAGCCCCAAGAUGAAGGUGCCCACCAUCAAGAUGUCCGAGCCAGAGAACGAGGAAGAAGAGCCUAUCGACCUUGGCGACGAGACCUACCAGCCAGACCAGGUCAAGAAGAUCCUCACCCACAUGCUGGACAACAUCAAGAUCGCAGAGGUCAAGGUUCCCAUCCUUGGUACCUACCAGAACUGCUCAAGCGGUGCCGAUAUCACUGAGUACAUCCAAAAGCACAUGGCAGCAACCACCGUGAGCUAUGCGGAGCGCAUUGGUCAGGAUCUCGUAGCACAUGGCUUCCUGCGCUUGGUCGGCAAUGUUGGCAACACUUUCGCAAACAGCUCCCGAAUGAACUACCAGUGGAAGCCCAAGACGUUCCAGGUUACCGGACUGCCUGAAAAGAAGCAGCCCCUGGCACGUUCUUCCACCGCCAUGUCAACUUCAUCGGCCGACAGCAUCGCCGUUGACUCGCCCGUCUCGACUGUUCAGGAGUAUCUCCAGGGAUGGAACCCACUCAACAACCAGUACCCGAACGAGACACCGGCAGAGAGGCUUCGACGGGAAGCUCACGAGUCUGACGAGCGAUACAAGGCCUCCGUCAAGAAGCUUGACUCGCUGCGCUGCAACCUGGAAGAGGCUAUGGUUGAUCACCUCAAAUUCAUGGAACGUUGUGAACUAGACAGGCUGAAGGCUAUCAAGGCGGUCAUCUUGGAUUUCUCCGGCGCCGUUAGCAACGUCAUUCCUAGUCUUCAGAGCACCGUCGAUAAGAUGAUGCUGUUCCAGGAGACAGUCCAGCCCCUGGGCGACCUCCGAUACAUGCUCGAGAACUACAGGACUGGACCAUUCGUGCCUAGAGUCACGACCUAUGAGAACUACUACAACUCGGUAGACGAGCAAACGUUCGGUGUAGACUUGGAGGCUCGGGCUCGUUCAGACAAGAAGCGUGUUCCGGUGCUCAUCACAACAGUCCUCACAUUCCUGGACAACCAUUAUCCCGACUUGGAAGGCGACGAAGCCCGCCGUGGCAUCUGGCUUGUUGACGUUCCUCUGUCGCAGACCCACAACCUCCGGGCUGAAAUUAACACCGGCAAGAGAUUCCCUGACGAACUGCUUGAGAAGUAUGAUGUACCGAUCGUCGCUAGUGUCCUUAAGCUUUAUCUUCUGGAACUUCCUGACUCACUGGUUUCUUCUCACGUUUACGAGAUCGUCAAGACUAUCUACAGCACUACUGCCACAGAUGUGUCCGAAGAGACUCGGGUCUCUGUUCUUCAAUCUACUCUUGGCCAAUUACGUCUCGCGAACAUCGCAACGCUCGAUGCCAUCUGUACCCAUUUCACUCGUCUCAUUGAGCUGACUUCUGCCGAUGAGACUUAUGUUGCAGCAUUGGCCAAUGCACUUGCGCCAUGCAUUCUAAGGCCAAGGCAAGAAUCGAGUUUGACAAUGAACGAGCGCUAUAGCUACCGUCUCGUCCGCGACCUUUUCGCACACAAGGAUGCGAUUUUCGGGGAGUUGAAGCGCGCAAGCACGCUCACUCACUCAUCUUCAGGCGCACAGCGUCCACGCGCGAUAUCCACAGAUGAGAGUAACCGACGAGCAAACAUGGAGGAGCGCCAGCGUGCCAUUGCGGCUCAGCGUUCUCCACGGGCAACAUCGCCAGCACCUGGCUCACGCAUCUCUGGGUCGCAUCGCCGUGACAGAAGUCAAACUCGAUUCCCGGUGAACACAUCCUCGCCCACCGAGACUCGGAGGAGUAACGGAACAAACCGUGGUUCGCUUGAAGUACCCGGAAGUGAUGAUAGCCCCACCCACGAGACAACUCCUGUAACUACGAACGGUACAACAGAGGCUGCUCCUGCUCCCGCUACUGCCCCUGUUGAGCACCCAGCGCCAUCAAGCACGCGAGUGCCUUUCCCACGGAAGCAUGCAGGCAGCUUGACAAGGGGCAACCGGGACUCUACCGGUAGCUUGAGGAGUGAUGACACGGCACCAAGAGGCGUUACGCUAGAAGACACACCUGCAGCACCACGAGGUGUUACGCUGGAAGACAAGCCCAUGGAUGAUUAGUGGUAGACAUGGUUCAGACUUCAGCAAGCAUUUUCCUUCGGGAAGUGAAAGAAGGCAGCCUACACCGCCCGCCCCGCCCAGAGAGUCCCAUGUAUACUGGAAAGUAACGUACUGGGAAAUUGGCCAAGGGCUGACCCUGAAAGAGAGUAGCAGGACGGGCAGUCGUACUGCACCUGUGGAGGAGUGAAUAGCGUAUUUGAACGCUGUAUACAUAGUCUGGGACCAAUGAUUUGACGGCAUGCCUAAUGGUGGUAUGUGGAAUGCAGCAUGAUAACUACGAGUGCAGACGGCAAUUGAAAUCUGAUGUUUGUUCACGCUACUCUGCUUGUUGACAAUGGCGGCUCGUACCUGAGGCUAACCAGGGUACCGGC
Alternaria alternata is the source of this 3076-nucleotide messenger RNA. RefSeq names its product Rho-GTPase-activating protein 8. Gene Ontology annotation, cellular component: cell division site; cytoplasm; division septum. The coding region runs from base 135 to 2705 and encodes 856 amino acids. The transcript has 4 exons. NCBI's taxonomy places the organism in Eukaryota, Fungi, Ascomycota, Dothideomycetes, Pleosporales, Pleosporaceae. Gene Ontology annotation, molecular function: GTPase activator activity. The record is from RefSeq and is a predicted model, not a curated record. Gene Ontology annotation, biological process: small GTPase-mediated signal transduction; cytoskeleton organization.